UAUAUAUAGAGGGAUGAAAGCUACAGUGACGUAAGCUAUCAUCAAAAAUCAAAAUCAGAGAUUGUUUUGAGAGAAGAAAAUGUCUGGAGUUGGACCAAUCACGCAGGAUUGGGAACCAGUGGUGAUCCGCAAGAAGGCUCCCAACGCUGCCGCCAAGAAGGACCAGAAGGUCGUCAACGCCGCUCGGCGUUCUGGCGCUGACAUUGAAAUUAUAAAAAAAUCAAAUGCUGGUUCAAACAAAGCAGCCUCCAGCAGCACUUCUUUAAACACAAGGAAGCUUGAUGAAGAAACUGAGAACCUAACUCAUGAACGAGUGCCAACUGAGUUGAAGAAAGCCAUCAUGCAGGCUCGAAUGGACAAGAAACUUACCCAGGCUCAACUUGCUCAGUUGAUCAAUGAGAAGCCCCAGAUAAUACAAGAGUAUGAGUCUGGAAAAGCAAUUCCUAAUCAACAGAUAAUAGGAAAACUGGAGAGGGCUCUUGGUGCGAAGCUGCGAGGGAAGAAGUGAAAGCUGACUUUGGACACAGCUGGGAGCUAUAAAGUUAUCCAAGUGUCUCUGGAGUUUUAAGACUGGUGAUGUACAUGAACUUCUUCUAUCAUUAAUAUGGCUCGCAUGUAAGAAACAUGAUCUUUGCUUCGUGUGGAGACUUGUAAUGUUGGAGUUGGAAUCUGAAUUUGUCCUUGUUCUUGCAUGAUCGUUGUUCUCUCAAGUUAUUGGUUGUUCUUUCGCACUUGCAAGUUGUAGAGCAACAACUGCUUCUCUGAUUUCAAAUUUGUAUCAAAUGAAAAGCAAAAAGCAUCUUUUGGUCCUCUCA
Hevea brasiliensis (rubber tree) is the source of this 815-nucleotide messenger RNA. RefSeq names its product multiprotein-bridging factor 1b. The transcript has 4 exons. Lineage: Eukaryota; Viridiplantae; Streptophyta; Magnoliopsida; Malpighiales; Euphorbiaceae. The record is from RefSeq and is a predicted model, not a curated record. Gene Ontology annotation, cellular component: nucleus. The coding region runs from base 80 to 508 and encodes 142 amino acids. Gene Ontology annotation, molecular function: DNA binding.